AUCGAUGGUAAUUUCAAAGAUGGCGGCACUCAUUCGGUUGCGAAGUGUUGAGUGAAUGUUUCGUAACGGCGCUUUGGCACGUGUUUGCAAUGUAUACUUCAGCAUUGUCACACUAUAGAUACGCGUGUCAUCAUUUAUGUGCCAUCAGACGCCCCUUCUGGACUCUCAGCGUCGAAAAUCUCUUGCGAAGUGAGUGUCGUCCUCGUUUUCCCCCGAAAGUCGCACUGCACGGCGCCCUUGGAGUGUACCAGAAUGCUCGCUACGCAACCAACGCAGAGCCAUCCCACAAGACGAAAACGAAGAAAUCGAAAGUCGGCAAGCUGAGAAAGAAGCAGUACAGAGAGCUGAUGAAAGUUCUGGAGGCGCACAGGACGCAGCUCUUGGAGGUUGAGCGGCGCAGGGGAGCGGUCGGUCAGCGCAGGGAGGAGCUGAUCCUGACCAUCCCCGCCUCGUGCAACGUCCUCGCGCUGCCCCCGGCCUGCUCCCCCCACAGCGUCCGGUGCGAGAGCUGCGGACGACCGCACCUGCACAGCCACUCAACGCGGAGUACGGCAGAGCCGGCGUGGUCGCAGGUCCCGUUCCCCGCUGACGACCUGCUGUGCCUGGAGGACGGCUCCCUCGCCGUGCCCUUCGAAGACCUGUGCGCACACCAGGUUGAGCCACAACUUCUCGACGCGGCGUUGCUGGAGGAGCAGGGUCAGGAGGAGGAGGAGGAAGUGGCGACGGCUGUGGUGGCCGCUCCUGCCGGGGGGCGGGGCAAGCGGGCGAAGAAGGCGGGGCUUCGCCUGACCUCGGCUCAGGCUGAGAAUGCGGCCAAGGUGAAGAAGGCGGAGCUCGACAAAUUGGCUCGGGAGAUGCAGCUCAAGACGAGCCUGCGAGCGUUCAUCGAAGUCUGCGUCCAGGCCAACCUGCUGGACCAGGCGCUGUCGUCCCUGCACUUCCACCGGAACAGGGCCAAGGAGCAGAACAAAGGCAUUGCCGUGGUGGACGUCAAGGUCUUCAACAGCCUGCUCAGGGGCUUCUCUGCCAAGGGCAAGCUGGGGCGGGUGCAGGAGCUGCUGCGGACGAUGGAGCACGACGGCGUGCGGCCGGACGCCCAGUCGUACGCCGCCCUCCUGGAGGCGCACGCCCGCCAGCCGAGCCUCGCCAGGGACGACGUGGACGGGGUGCUGCACCAGAUGGCCGGCCAGGGCAUCACGCCGGAGGAUCUAUUCAAAAGUUGCAAGUUUCUGGGGGACCAGAGGGAGAGAGUGCUGAAGGCCAUUCAUGCGGUGUUGCCGGACUUUGAGCCAGCUCCCCCGAACUACCCGACGGAGUACGUCUGCCCACUCCUGGAACGUCUCAGCCAGCAGGAAAAAGCGCAUGAGACCUUCCCUGGAGAAGUGGUCUCCCUGGCGAGCCUGCGGAACAGCGCGGGGGAGCAGCUCUCCUGGGAGGUGCAGGGCCAGGUGGAGGUACACUCAGUGGCAGCCAGGCUUGCCCAGCCCUCGGAAAGGGUCCUUUUCUUGCGCAAGCAGAUCGAAGCCAACGAAGCAGCCUGGCGGGUCCGCCUCAAAGGCGCCUUUGUUCAGAACCUCAAGGCCCUGUACAGCCACUCUUACAUGAACCGGGGGAUGUCCUUGUACCCAUACCUGUCUGUGCUGGCCCCAGAGGUGUACGUUAACAUCAUCAUACAGGAGAUGCGUGGCUUGGCCAUGUCGUCAGAGACGUUCAGCCCGGCUCUGAGCAUUCUGCACCAGGGGCUGGGAGCCAAGGUCAUGACACGCUACGUCACUGCCGUCAAGGAGCACACGGGCAUCGCUGCCAAGGUGACGCUGCUGUACGAGAAGUACCUGGAGUACUACCUGUCGCCGGAGCUCAGGGAGCGCCAUUCCGCCCGAGAGUACUGGCAGAAGUUGAAGGCAGAGCACUCCGCUGGACCCUCCCUGGACAGCGACAUUGCCCUGUGGCCUUACCACACUCUGCUUGGGGUUGGACGCUUCCUUUACGACAUCAUGAUUCACGAAGCCAAGAUCGACAUCAACGUGCUCCGCCACUCUUCCUCCACCAAGAGGAUGAUUCCAGCGUUCUACAACAUUUACCGAACCGUUGGUGCCCGGACGAAGGAGGAGAUAAAGCCGCACCCGCUGCUGUCCAAGCUGUACCGUGGCGGGUCCCAGGAGCAGCUGUCCUUCGACGUGGGGCUGGUGCCCAUGGUGUGCCCUCCCCUGCCCUGGUCCUGCGUCAACAGUGGGGUCUUCCUCCUAACGCAGACGCCCUUUGUGCGGCUCCCUGAGGCAGCCCAGCAGCAGAAGCUGGUGCUAGAGUCGACCCCUGUGGAGCAGCUGUACCCAUCCUUCGACGCCCUCAACAUCCUGGCACUGUGCCCCUGGAGGAUCAACAAGCCGGUGUUGGACCUGGUGGUCGAAGUGUUCCUCAACAAGGGCAGCCAGGAGCUCGACAUUCCCAUGCCACCUUCCGAGUGUCCCGCUGCGCCCAAGUUUCAGACGGGUAUGACCAAACUGGAGAAGGCCAAGGUUUCCCGUGAACGAAUGGUGCUGAAGCGAAAGCGUGCAGAGAUGUACAGUCUGUGGUGCGACGCCCUUUACAAGCUCUCCAUCGCCAAUCACUUCAAAGACCGGGUGUUCUGGUUCCCCCACAACAUGGAUUUCAGGGGCCGGGUGUACCCGUGCCCUCCCCACUUCAACCACCUGGGGAGCGACGUGGUGCGUGGAAUUCUGCUGUUUGCUCGAGGCGAGCCGCUCGGCGAGAAAGGGCUUGACUGGCUCAAGGUGCACCUCAUCAACCUGACUGGCCUCAAGAAGAGGGAACCAGCUUCUGAGCGACUCAAGUUUGCCAACAAAAUGCUGCCGGAGAUAUUGGACUCUGCAGACAAUCCAAUGACGGGCCGGCGCUGGUGGGCAUCGUCGGAGGAGCCCUGGCAGACGCUGGCCUGCUGCCGGGAGGUGGCUGCGGCGGUGCGCUCCCCGGAUCCCCGGCGCUACGUGUGCCACUUGCCCGUACACCAAGACGGGUCGUGCAACGGCCUGCAACACUAUGCGGCCCUGGGAAGGGACGCCCACGGGGCCCGCCAGGUGAACCUGUUGCCCGAGGACAGACCCCAGGACGUGUACAGCGGGGUGGCCGCCAUGGUGGAGCGGGAGCGGACGAAGGAUGCGGCCAACGGCGUGGCCAUUGCCCAGGUCCUCGAGGGGUUCAUCAAGCGCAAGGUGGUGAAGCAGACGGUGAUGACGGUGGUGUACGGGGUGACCCGCUUUGGAGCCCACCUGCAGAUCAUGAAGCAGCUCAAGGACCUGGAGGACUUCCCCCAGGAGCACUGCUGGGCGGCCUCCCACUACCUGGUUCAGCGGACCUUCCUCUCACUACAGGAGAUGUUCACCGCCACCCGGGAGAUACAGGAGUGGCUGACGAGCAGUGCCAAGCUGAUAUCGCAGGUAUGUGGGCAGCCCGUGGAGUGGGUCACCCCUCUGGGACUGCCUGUCGUCCAGCCGUACCACAAGAAUGCCUCCGUCCGGAGCCCAGUGUCCUUCGGCGACAGAAUCCCCCAGGAUUACUGGUCCAGCUUUGAAAUGUACCAGCGGCCCAACGUGAUGAAGCAGAAGAAUGCCUUCCCACCGAACUUCAUCCACUCCCUGGACUCUAGCCACAUGAUGCUGACUGCCCUCUUCUGCCACAAGGCUGGCAUCCAGUUUGUGUCGGUGCACGACUGCUUCUGGACUCACCCGAACACCGUUGACAUCAUGAACAAGAUGUGCCGGGAGCAGUUUGUGGCCCUGCACAGUGAACCCAUCCUGGAGAACCUGUCCCAGUACUUGGUGGGCAAGUUUGGCUACAGGGACAGCGAGCUGCUGCGUGACGGUUCCUUGGGGGAGUUGGCCAAGCAGAAGCUCAACAGGAUCCUCACACAGAUUCCUCAGAAAGGCUCUUUCGAACUCAAGAAUGUCCUGGAUUCGGUGUACUUCUUCAGCUGAGUGCACUACAGUGGGGAAGAUGCUUAGAUGUGGCCCAGAGACUCUAGUGUGUGUAUAUAACAUCUGUAAUUAUGUGUCAUAGGAGAACGAUAGGUCCAUUGUUAAUAAAUAUAUAUGUCGAAGCAAUAUGCUUCGAAACUUC
Ixodes scapularis (black-legged tick) is the source of this 4113-nucleotide messenger RNA. It is a transcript of the gene mtRNApol, whose product is annotated as DNA-directed RNA polymerase, mitochondrial. Gene Ontology annotation, molecular function: mitochondrial promoter sequence-specific DNA binding; DNA-directed RNA polymerase activity; protein binding. The transcript has 33 exons. The record is from RefSeq and is a predicted model, not a curated record. NCBI's taxonomy places the organism in Eukaryota, Metazoa, Arthropoda, Arachnida, Ixodida, Ixodidae. Bases 90 to 3971 code for a protein of 1293 amino acids. Gene Ontology annotation, biological process: mitochondrial transcription. Gene Ontology annotation, cellular component: mitochondrial DNA-directed RNA polymerase complex.